Acipenser ruthenus (sterlet) is the source of this 3866-nucleotide messenger RNA. RefSeq names its product dystrobrevin alpha-like. NCBI's taxonomy places the organism in Eukaryota, Metazoa, Chordata, Actinopteri, Acipenseriformes, Acipenseridae. The coding region runs from base 241 to 2661 and encodes 806 amino acids. The transcript has 23 exons. Gene Ontology annotation, molecular function: zinc ion binding. Gene Ontology annotation, cellular component: plasma membrane; synapse. The record is from RefSeq and is a predicted model, not a curated record. Gene Ontology annotation, biological process: synaptic signaling.
AGCGUAGGCACCCCGGUGAAUGGAAAGGUGCGGCCGUGCUUAUUAGUAUUACGUACACACAGCAGCAGCGGGAGACGCAGAGCCCGAACCAGAAGCAGGCAGAGCAAUGCAAAAGGAGAAAUAAAACCUUGAACAACUAAUCUUUUACAACAUUGUACGUGGAUUUCGACAGGAAAAAAACCCGACUUGAAGCAUGAGCGAGGAGAACACGUUGACGUUGACUUGCGAGAACCGUUCUGAAUGAUUGAAGAUCGUGGGAGAAGAGGUAAUAAGAUGGCAGAAAGAAGACAGCUGUUUGCAGAAAUGCGGGCUCAAGAUUUGGAUCGCAUUCGAUUAUCUACCUACAGGACGGCGUGCAAGCUCAGAUUUGUACAAAAGAAAUGCAAUUUGCACCUGGUGGACAUCUGGAAUGUUAUCGAAGCCUUCAGAGAAAAUGGUCUGAAUACAAUGGACUCCAACACUGAGUUCAGCGUGGCUCGCCUGGAAGCAAUACUCUCCACCCUUUUCUACCAGCUGAACAAACGCAUGCCAGCCACCCACCAGAUCAACGUUGAACAGUCCAUCAGCUUGAUGCUCAACUUUCUGCUGGCAGCUUAUGACCCGGAAGGCCUUGGCAAAAUUUCAGUGUUUGUUGUAAAAAUUGCUCUGGCAACAAUAUGUGGAGGAAAGAUUUUAGACAAAUUAAGAUAUAUUUUUUCACAGAUUUCUGACUCCAGUGGCAUAAUGAUUUACUCAAAAUUUGACAUGUUUUUGCGGGAGGUACUAAAACUGCCCACAACAGUUUUUGAGGGCCCCUCCUUUGGGUAUACUGAACAGGCUACCAGGUCGUGUUUUGCCCUGCAGAAAAGGGUAUCGCUCAACACUUUCCUGGAUAGCCUCAUGUCUGAUCCCCCUCCUCAGUGUCUGGUUUGGUUACCAUUAAUGCAUCGUCUGGCAAACGUAGAAAACGUCUUUCACCCUGUAGAGUGCUCGUAUUGCCACAGUGAGAGUAUGAUGGGCUUUCGCUAUCGCUGCCAGCAGUGUCAUAAUUACCAGCUCUGUCAGGAUUGUUUCUGGAGGGGACAUGCUAGCGGUUCCCAUAACAACCAACACCAAAUGAAGGAAUAUACAUCAUGGAAAUCUCCUGCUAAGAAGUUAACUAAUGCGCUUAGCAAGUCCUUAAGCUGUGCUUCCAGUCGUGAGCCUUUGCACCCAAUGUUCCCUGACCAGCCUGAAAAACCUCUAAACUUGGCCCACAUUGUGCCUCCGAGACCUGCAAACAGCAUGAAUGACACCAUGUUCUCUCACUCUGUUCCCAACUCAGGAAGCCCGCACGCAAAUAAAAGCUUGCCUCACACUAAGAAUAAUGAAGUAGAACAGAACAAAAACUUGGCUAGGGCUGCUCCAGCUUUGUUGAAAGGGAAGGGGUUAACCUACAGCCUAGAUGUUGCCGAUAGACUUGCUGAUGAACAUGUUCUCAUCGGGCUGUAUGUCAAUCUGCUACACAGCAACCCCACACGUGUGCUGGAGAGCACCAGCCGCCUGGAUGAAGAGCACCGGCUGAUUGCCCGGUAUGCAGCCAGGCUGGCAGCUGACGCGGCUUCAACGCAACAAGCACAACAGCAGCGGGCUGCUUCAGACAUUGCCUUUACACUCGAUGCAAACAAGCAACAACGGCAGCUCAUCGCAGAACUAGAAAGCAAAAACAGAGAAAUCCUCCAGGAGAUUCAGAGGCUGCGUCUGGAGCAUGAGCAGGCCUCCCAGUCCAGCCCUGAAAAGGCACAGCAGAACCCCACCCUCCUAGCAGAACUCCGACUUCUCAGGCAACGGAAGGACGAGCUGGAGCAGAGGAUGUCUGCUCUGCAGGAGAGCCGCAGAGAGCUCAUGGUUCAGCUCGAGGGGCUCAUGAAACUUCUGAAGGAGGAAGAAAUGAAGCCGUCAACACAAGGGGCAGGCUCCCCUCGCUCGUCUCCCAGCCACACCAUCAGCCGGCCCAUCCCUAUGCCGAUUCGUUCUGCAUCCGCCUGCUCAACGCCAACCCACACACCUCAGGACUCUCUCACCGGCGUUGGAGGGGACGUACAGGAAGCCUUUGCUCAGGGCUCCAGGAGGAACUUAAGAAAUGACCUGCUGGUGGCAGCUGACUCUAUCACAAACACCAUGUCGUCACUCGUGAAGGAGCUCAACUCAGAAGAUGGCAGUGGGGAGGAGGAUGAGGACAUACUACUGAAUGGACAGGACAGGGAAGCUGGCAGUGAGACAGAGAGUAAUGUGGACUCUGACUUCGGGCGUGCUCACUUUGAUGGCCUGGUCCCGUCUCCCAUCUCGGAGAAGGCUUUCCUCGCACAAAUCCACGCCAGGAAACCAGGGCGUCUCCACAGCGCCUCAGCGACUGGCACUAUCCGCAAGGACCUUGGAACGGAAGAUGGGGACGAUGAGAGCUACGAGAACGACUCGGUCCGCCAGAUUGAGAACGAACUGAAAAUGGAGGAAUUCCUGAAACAAAGACAGCAGGAGACAACCUACAUGAUGAGCUGUGGCCAAACGGACGAUGAGAGCUACGUGAGGACCGACGAUGAGGAAAGCUGUAUCCGGACGGAUGAUGAGGAAGGGCUGGUGGCCCAGAGCAAAGAGUGGAACGAACACAUGAAGCGUCUCCUCAAGAAAAAAAAGCUACAGUGAUUCUGAGAAGGAGAGCACUGUAACAGUUUUAAAGAUUGUAGUUAGCUGUGUGUUUUAAGCCAUCUAGAAAACGUUUUUCUUUAAGCUGUUCUUUUUUUAAUGACAGCAUCUUCAGUGACGUGUUUCAAUUGAACUAACAGGGCACAGGAGACCAUGUCCUGGUUCUGCUGUUAGAAGCAAUGGCAGUAUUAUUAUUAAAUAAAUUAGUACCUAGAUCUUUUGCACAUAUGAUCAAUGCUCAGUUUACACCUGAAAAACUAGUAUACUUUUUUACUAGAAGAGUUUGAUUUCUAAAUGAUUUGUAGUUUUUGUAUAGAACAGGUUGUAAUAUCAGAAAUAAGAAAAAAAUACAUAUAUAUGUAUUUUUUUUGCCUGAUACAGAAUUUCCAACACUAACAAGUGACACUGCUUCAAUAAAAUUAUAUAUAUAUAUAUAUAGAGCAAAGAGUGGAACGAACACAUGAAGCGUCUCCUCAAGAAAAAAAAGCUACAGUGAUUCUGAGAAGGAGAGCACUGUAACAGUUUUAAAGAUUGUAGUUAGCUGUGUGUUUUAAGCCAUCUAGAAAACGUUUUUCUUUAAGCUGUUCUUUUUUUAAUGACAGCAUCUUCAGUGACGUGUUUCAAUUGAACUAACAGGGCACAGGAGACCAUGUCCUGGUUCUGCUGUUAGAAGCAAUGGCAGUAUUAUUAUUAAAUAAAUUAGUACCUAGAUCUUUUGCACAUAUGAUCAAUGCUCAGUUUACACCUGAAAAACUAGUAUACUUUUUUACUAGAAGAGUUUGAUUUCUAAAUGAUUUGUAGUUUUUGUAUAGAACAGGUUGUAAUAUCAGAAAUAAGAAAAAAAUACAUAUAUAUGUAUUUUUUUUGCCUGAUACAGAAUUUCCAACACUAACAAGUGACACUGCUUCAAUAAAAUUAUAUAUAUAUAUAUAUAUAUAUAUAUAUAUAUAUAUAUAUAUAUAUAUAUAUAUAUAUAUGUUUGUUUUUAAUCAGCAACAUAUCGAAGUAAAAACUGUGAACCAAGUUGGGGAAUCUCGCUAAUAUAGCUGUCUACAUACCACAGGUGGCAUAAAAUCAGAUACCUAUUAAGAGUUUUUUGUUUUUUUUCAAUCUUCCAUUACAUUGUAUGUGUUGAUGCUUUUAAGUUGAUCCAAGCAUGUCUUCUCAGCAGCAAAGUUUUUAUAUUAAAUAUUUUGUUUUCAGGC